UGCAACGUGUAGUAUUUCCGCCCGAUAGACAGGAGCUUUCUUUUUACUUCUUUCGAGGAAACAACAAGCAACAUGAGUUCCCUCAAGCUCCAAAAGAGGCUGGCAGCCUCGGUUAUGCGAUGUGGCAAAAAGAAGGUCUGGUUGGAUCCGAAUGAAAUUAACGAAAUCGGAAAUACCAAUUCUCGUCAGAGCAUUCGUAAGUUGAUCAAGGAUGGUUUGAUCAUCAAGAAGCCGGUGGUUGUACACUCGCGCUUCCGUGUCCGCAAGAACACGAUUGCUCGGCGCAAGGGUCGCCACUGCGGCUACGGUAAGAGGAAAGGUACGGCCAAUGCGCGUAUGCCGCAGAAGUUGCUGUGGAUGAAUCGUAUGCGUGUGCUACGUCGCCUGCUGAAGAAGUACCGAGAGGCGAAGAAGAUCGAUCGUCAUCUGUAUCAUGACCUGUACAUGCGUGCAAAGGGUAACGUGUUCAAGAACAAGCGCAUCCUGAUGGAACAUAUCCACAAACGUAAGGCCGAGAAGGCUCGCAGCAAGAUGUUGAACGAUCAGGCUGAGGCUAAGCGUAAUAAAGUGCGUGAGGCCCGUAAGCGCCGCGAGGAACGUAUCGCUAACAAAAAGCAGGAACUUCUUCAGAGCAUUGCCAAGGAGGAGGAAAGUGCGCAGCAGGUUGCGACUACCGGUAAGAAGUGAAGUGGAAGAACUGAGUGCAUUGUGUGAGGACCGCCGUAUUGAUAAGGAAUAUCUAAACACGAUAUAAAAAUACCAGAAAACCGCUGGCUGGAAGAACUAUCUUUAAAAUCAACAAAUCUUUUGUGAAUGAUUUUAAAUAUAUUGCUUCGAAAAAUAA
Messenger RNA from Wyeomyia smithii (pitcher-plant mosquito), 844 nucleotides. It is a transcript of the gene RpL19, whose product is annotated as 60S ribosomal protein L19. Bases 73 to 687 code for a protein of 204 amino acids. Gene Ontology annotation, molecular function: structural constituent of ribosome; RNA binding. The record is from RefSeq and is a predicted model, not a curated record. The transcript has 3 exons. Gene Ontology annotation, cellular component: ribosome; cytosolic large ribosomal subunit. Gene Ontology annotation, biological process: translation. NCBI's taxonomy places the organism in Eukaryota, Metazoa, Arthropoda, Insecta, Diptera, Culicidae.